Messenger RNA from Populus nigra (black poplar), 1703 nucleotides. RefSeq names its product DCD domain-containing protein NRP-B-like. The coding region runs from base 164 to 1336 and encodes 390 amino acids. NCBI's taxonomy places the organism in Eukaryota, Viridiplantae, Streptophyta, Magnoliopsida, Malpighiales, Salicaceae. Gene Ontology annotation, biological process: response to endoplasmic reticulum stress. The transcript has 5 exons. The record is from RefSeq and is a predicted model, not a curated record.
UCACCCACUCUAUCAAAAACCAAACCUUCCACUUCUUCUGCUAUCUCCAGUGUUUCUUACAUCAUAAUUUCUACACUCGAGCUUCUUUAUUACUAUCCUAGCUUGUAAUUCCAGUUGCCUUUUUAUUGUUUUUGAUUGUUUCUGAAGGGAAUUGAAGUUGGAAAUGGAGAAUAACCAGCAAUCAUUUUAUCAGUUCAGUGAUCAGCUCAGGGUGCAGACAUCAAAUUUAGCUAAUCUGUCACUCAGUGAUUCUAUAUGGAGCAAUUCAUACGGGUCAAAGAGGCCAGAUGAAAGGAGGAAUUUUGAUAUCAGAGUUGGUGGUGAAGUUAACAAUUUGAAGCAAAAAGGGUCUGAUUUGAAUAGUUUCAGUGAUGGAUGGAAUCCUAUUAAUGAUAUUAAGCAGAAAGGUUCUGGUUUGAAUCUAUUCAAUGAUGGGUGGAACUCUGUUAAUGAUCUGAAGCCGAAAGGGUCUAACUUGAAUCUGUUCGAUGAAGGGUGGAGUUCUGUCAAUGAUUUGAAGCCGAAAGGGUCUAACUUGAAUGUGUUCGGUGACGGUUACAAUCUGAAGCCAAAAGGUUCUGACUUGAAUGUGUUCAAUGAUGGAUGGAAGAUGGGCUCUAGUGCUAACAAUUAUGGGGUUAGUCCAAUUGGACCUAUUGGUCAAUUUGUUGGUGGAUCUCAAAAAAAUAUUGGGAUCAAUGGAGGUUUCAAUAAAGGGAUCUAUUCAAAGAACAAUAAUAUCCAUAACAGUAACGUUAAUGUUAGUGUGAAGGGUAACAAGAACAAGGGAGAUGAUGAUUUUGGAAGCAAGAGUAGCAAAAAGAAUAGCAGCAAGAAGAGUAAUAGUAAUGACAAUAAUGAUAGUAAGAGUGCUGCUGAUAAGAGGUUUAAGACACUGCCACCAUCUGAGUCUUUGCCUAGGUAUGAAACAAUUGGUGGAUAUAUCUUUGUCUGCAACAAUGAUACCAUGGCAGAGAAUCUCAAGAGAGAGCUUUUUGGCUUGCCUCCCCGAUACCGCGAUUCCGUGAGGCAGAUCACUCCAGGCUUGCCCCUUUUCCUCUACAACUACUCCACUCAUCAACUCCAUGGAGUUUUUGAGGCUGCAAGUUUUGGAGGAACAAACAUCGAUCCCGCAGCCUGGGAAGACAAGAAAUGUCCCGGCGAAUCACGCUUCCCUGCUCAGGUGAGAGUAAUGACAAGGAAAAUUUGUGAGCCACUUGAAGAGGACUCUUUCCGGCCAAUUCUCCAUCACUACGAUGGCCCCAAGUUCCGCCUUGAACUCAACAUACCAGAGGCGCUGUCUCUCUUGGACAUCUUUGAAGAACAAAACCCUUGAAAACAAUAUUAUCCUAUACAGGCAGACAGAUACACAUAAAGUGAAAAAGAGGAGUUGACAAAAGAAUAGAAGAUCAAAAAUAGUUGUUUGGCUUCAAUAUAAUUGAAGUUUUAAGGAGAGUAAGGCGAGGAAUUGUGGGAACAGGAAAGAGGCUGCUCAUAAGGCCUGUGUGAUGUAUAAUCUUUUUUAAUGGAGGCUGUUUCGAACACCCUCGUUUUUUUUUUCUCUGGUUUGACAUAUAAAUAAAGGGCUUAAAAAACAUAAACUUUUAUUUAUGAGUUGUAAUCAAGUGAAUUAAGGAUGUAUUGCUGUUUGGAUAUCUAACCAUUUGCAUGAGAAUCAAUGGAAAUAAAUGGUAAUUAAGGAA